This is a messenger RNA of Mauremys reevesii (Reeves's turtle), 935 nucleotides long. RefSeq names its product VOPP1 WW domain binding protein (gene VOPP1). Gene Ontology annotation, cellular component: cytoplasmic vesicle membrane. Bases 184 to 690 code for a protein of 168 amino acids. The transcript is spliced from 6 exons. The record is from RefSeq and is a predicted model, not a curated record. NCBI's taxonomy places the organism in Eukaryota, Metazoa, Chordata, Testudines, Geoemydidae.
AUGAUGGCCAAGCAACCAACACUGCUAAGAGACUGAAAGGCACAAUGAGUAUGCAGCACUAUGAAGAGUUAGCACAGCCAACAUGGUCUUCAAGAACAUCCAAGAGUGACAGUGAUGGGGCUUGCUCUGCUGACAGCUUUCAUGUACAUCUGAGAAAAUAAGGAUACAGAAAGAAGAGGCGAAAUGAACCAUUUCCAGCAGUGGGUCAUAUUCCUGCUCUCCUUGUUUCUGGAGUGUACAGAGGCCAAAAAGCAUUGCUGGUACUUUGAAGGGUUGUAUCCUACAUAUUAUAUAUGUCGCUCCUAUGAAGAUUGCUGUGGGUCAAGAUGCUGCGUAAGAGCCCUCUCUAUCCAGCGACUCUGGUAUUUUUGGUUCCUUCUCAUGAUGGGCGUUCUGUUCUGCUGCGGAGCUGGUUUCUUCAUCCGAAGGCGGAUGUACCCUCCACCGCUCGUAGAAGAACCUACUUUUAAUGUAUCCUACACCAGACAACCAGCCAACACUGCAGCAGGAUCACAGCAACCAGGGAUGCCAUACUACACGGAUCCAGGAGGACCUGUGAUGAACCCCAUGGCUAUGGCUUUCCAUGUCCAGCCCAACUCCCCGCAAGGAAAUCCAGUGUACCCACCUCCGCCCUCUUACUGCAACGCACCACCACCCCCAUAUGAGCAGGUGGUGAAAUCCUCCACGUAACAACUCUGCAGCUCUGUUACCUGACUCUGUGAGAAGCAGGUGCCAUUGCAAAGUGACUGGGGUAGAGGGCCUCUGCCUUUCUGAACACUUGCUAGUUCUCUAACUCUCCCUACACACACUCCCCAUUAACAUUACUUGCAAGGGAUGAUUUUUUUUGUAGUAGGGGGUGAUUUUUCAUUUUGAUGUAUUCAGAACUAAAGCAAGGUCUUUUAAAUGCUUUUAAUGGAAACCUAUAUUUAAAUCCA